Messenger RNA from Amoebophrya sp. A25, 1500 nucleotides. The record is from the annotation of a GenBank genome assembly. NCBI's taxonomy places the organism in Eukaryota, Dinophyceae, Syndiniales, Amoebophryaceae.
AGGAUCGAGGGAUUGUAGAAAUUCCUCCACGUAAGAAACAAAUAGUCUUCAAUAGUCCGUAGAUCUCGUUGGUUGCUUUUUCCAUAUCCUACAUCAAAAAAAUGACGGCGAGCUACCCGACAGCAACUGCAUGGUCCGCCCGAGAUAUCGCAAAAUCCGGCUUUGUGGCUGGAUGUGCGUAUCUUCUGGGCAUGCUAUCGGUAGAGUUCGCGGUCGACAGAGCACCGAAAACUUUAAAGGGACUUCAGCAGCAUUUUUACUGCGUGUUGCUGGAUGAUGCGGUGGCAGCACCUGGCCUGCUUCGGAUCUGGAUCCCUGUAGCAGUGACUGGGAUGGCGCUCUUAUAUCUCACAUACGCCGACGCCUGUUCUUCUUCGGCCGAUAUGUCUUCAGCAUCGUCCUCUUCUACAGGAACAACCAAACGAGAAAACAAAUCAGCUAGCAGAAAAAGUAGUGAAAGUAGUCCUUCCAUGCGCGAAAGAACACCAAAAAAGAGGUCCUCAUCCGCAGCGCCUUCGUCGACAGCAAAAGGAACUUCGUCAUUGAGGUUUUCAAUAUCCGCGACGAACGCAAUCCAGGAAUUUUCCCUCCAAAAGACCUGGAGGAAUCUGGCGUGCAUUGCGAUUUUCAGUCUGCCGGGCCUCAACAAUAAGGCGAUUCUCACGCCGUAUCUAUUUGAAUGUUUACUUUCCAAGAUUUGCCUACUGGCACGCAUGUCUCUGUUUACAAUUUAAAGAUAAGGCUACGCAUUUCUUUUGAGGAGAGGGACACUUCGAUCCCUUCUAACUACCGGCUAGCGGUUUCCUUAGACACCGCACACAGAUUUUGCGCCACGGGAUCCGAUCUGUCUGCUGAGGAGGUUGCAGAGCAGAUGUACAUUAGUCAUGCUAUCCUUUUCCUCUGUAUUGGUCUGGCCCUCGUGCUGCAACUGCUCAUAUGACUUCGCGCGGAAGUAGGAAGGAACUGCUUACACGACACGCGGAAGUAGGAAGCAACUACAUACACGCGGAAGUAAUACGGAAUUCACACGUGGUCGUGUGGAACACGGGCAAGUGGUUAAACGAAUAAUUCGCUGCAUCACCAGUCUGCUGCCGGGGAUCAUGGCCCCCCGAGCUCUGACAACUUCCACCGCGACUUCCUGAGAUCAGCGCUUGUCCCGUUGCGUCAUUCGAUAGUACAUCGAGGAGGACAACAGCUGGGCGCUUGUCCCGUUGCGUCAUUCGAUAAUAAUAAGCAUCAACAGGCUUGAUCCGCUCAUAUUGCAUACAGGAAGACGACUGCGGGGUCUUUUGUGUCGAAAUAGAUGUAUCCAACCGCCUUCGCCGAACGAGAGCAGAGCUCGGAAUUGACCACGCUGUUUGAAUGUCUUUCCAGAACCUGUUGUGGUGUUUCAGUACAAACUGUCAUGGAAUGCUACAUCGAAUUCUUGUUGUCGAAAAGUAUAUUAACCUGGACCGUCAGAUGAAGAAGCCGGUGGAAAAAGUUCCGCUACUACAGAAU